GCUUGUCACCUAAUCCUAUCUGUGUGUGCUCCAACGCAGGAGGGAAAUACUGACGAGAAACACUUCCGUUUAGGACAUUGUACUGUGCCGGCAUCGUUUGUAUUCAAUAACUUUAUUCCCAUUCAGGUAAACAAUCUAGGAUGGCACAGAACAAGGUUACGUUUAAGUCUGAGAACAAACUUGGGGACUGUCCAGGAGUUGUGACGGGUGAUCCAGCCGUGACAAAGAAAGGGCUUGUAGUAAUCCAGGAAUGGUGGGGUAUGAAUGAGCAAAUUAUUCAGGAGGCAGCACUCAUAGCAAAGUCAGGGUUUGUGACCUUGAACCCUGACCUUUAUAGAGGAAAGGUGGCAAAAGAUAAUGAGACUGCUGGACAUUACAUGAAUGAUUUAGACUGGCCAGGAGCUGUGGCUGACAUUAAAGGAGCUAUUUUAUAUCUGAAGAAUGCUGGGUGUACAAAGGUUGGUGUGACUGGGUUUUGUAUGGGAGGAGCCCUCACUCUUGCCUCAGCUGCAUUAGUUCCAGAGGUUGAUGCUGCAGCACCAUUUUAUGGGAUUCCAGGCAAAGCACUGUGUGAUUUAAAGAAUAUAAAGUGUCCAGUUCAGUGUCAUUUUGGUAACUUAGAUACCAUGGAAGGAUUCUCUGCUCCCAAAGAUCAGGAAUUGUUGGAACAAACAUUAAAAGAGACUGGAGUUGUUUUUGAAUUUUACCGCUAUGAGGCUAACCAUGCCUUUACCAACACCACUGGCCCUAACUACAACAAAGAAUGCUGUGACUUAGCACUGAAACGCAUGUGUGAAUUCAUGGGCAAGAAUUUAAGUUGACUUGGACCUCAAUUGUAAAACUACACAUUAUAUAAUGCUAGUCUAAAACUACACAAUAUAUAGUGCUAGUCAAAACUACACCUAGUCAUUUAAUGAUUGGUUGGUUGGUUAUUUUUGGUGUGCCGGCAGCAUUUUGAUUCAUAUCAGUACUUAUUUUUUGUAUGAAGUGGACUUUUUACAUGUUUAAAACUGUUUGAAAAAAUAUUAAAUGAGAAAAUCAUCUUAG
Mytilus trossulus (common blue mussel) is the source of this 1047-nucleotide messenger RNA. Its product is annotated as protein usf-like. Gene Ontology annotation, molecular function: hydrolase activity. Bases 141 to 821 code for a protein of 226 amino acids. The transcript has 3 exons. NCBI's taxonomy places the organism in Eukaryota, Metazoa, Mollusca, Bivalvia, Mytilida, Mytilidae. The record is from RefSeq and is a predicted model, not a curated record.